Oncorhynchus kisutch (coho salmon) is the source of this 7588-nucleotide messenger RNA. Its product is annotated as myotubularin-related protein 2. The transcript has 25 exons. Gene Ontology annotation, molecular function: phosphatidylinositol-3-phosphate phosphatase activity; phosphatidylinositol-3,5-bisphosphate 3-phosphatase activity. Gene Ontology annotation, biological process: phosphatidylinositol dephosphorylation. Lineage: Eukaryota; Metazoa; Chordata; Actinopteri; Salmoniformes; Salmonidae. The record is from RefSeq and is a predicted model, not a curated record. Bases 202 to 2142 code for a protein of 646 amino acids. Gene Ontology annotation, cellular component: membrane; cytoplasm.
AAUGGCGGCAGGGGGCGCUACCCCCAACUCCAAACACCACUCCCUUGUUUAUUAUGGAUUGGGGACUCUGGGAAAAGAUGGCAGCUUCCUGUCUGUACCUGGGAUUUACUUUUCACCAAGGACGGAAUCAAAACAGUUGCAUGUAGAUAUCUGCCCAAUCGCCUCAAAUUCAUAUAUUUGAAUACUUUACUAAGAUUUACCAUGGAGAAGAGUGGAAGCAUCGACAGUCUGGGUUCGAAGCAAUCCUCGUCAAGGCAGGCCAGCGUUGAUUCAUUGUCCAGUACGUCCACGUCUCGUUCUGACCGGUCCACUCACGCUGCCAAGACCCCCUAUGCGAUGUCUUCUGACAAUGUGUCCACCUCAACAGAGUUCUCCCCAGAACUACGGGGCAGACCUAAAGCUGCUGCCAAGGUGCUCAGGGAUUCAAACAAAGAAGAACCACAGUUACUACCAAAGGAAAGUGUGCAAGACAUGGCCAAAGACGUCACUUACAUCUGUCCUUACAUCGGUGCACUGAGGGGGACAUUGACUGUCACCAACUAUAGACUGUUCUUCAGAUGCAUGGACAGGGAACCAGCGUUUGUGCUGGACUUGCCCCUGGGGGUAGUGAGCCGUGUGGAGAAGAUAGGAGGUGCAUCUAGCCGUGGUGAGGUCUCCUACGGGCUGGUCUGCAAGGAUAUCCGUAAUCUGCGGUUUGCACACAAGCAGAUGGAGGACUCACUCAGGAAGUCCAUUUUUGAGAUCCUGAUGAAAUUUGCCUUUCCUGUUUCCAAUGGUUUGCCAAUCUUUGCCUUUGAGUAUGGGCAGGUCUAUCCUGAAAAUGGCUGGAAAGUGUAUGAUGCUCAAGCGGAAUACAAAAGACAGGGAAUACCCAACGAGAGCUGGAGGAUAACUAAAGUGAAUGAUCACUACGAAGUGUGUGACACUUACCCAUCAAACCUGGUGGUGCCUGUCAACAUACCAGAUGAGGAGUUGAAGAGAGUGGCUGCCUUCAGAGCCAAGGGCAGGAUACCUGUGCUGUCGUGGAUUCACCCAGAGAGCCAGGCCACAGUGACGCGCUGUAGUCAGCCCAUGGUCGGGGUCAACGGCAAGCGUAGCAAAGACGAUGAGAAGUACCUCCAGGCCAUCAUGGAUGCCAACGCUCAGUCCCACAAGCUCUUCAUCUUCGAUGCCAGGCCUAGCGUCAAUGCUGCCGCCAACAAGAUGAAAGGGGGUGGCUAUGAGAGUGAGGAUGCCUAUCAGAAUGCAGAGCUGGUGUUCUUGGACAUCCACAACAUCCAUGUGAUGAGAGAGUCACUGCGCAAGCUGAAGGAGGUGGUCUAUCCCAACAUCGAGGAGUCCCAUUGGCUCUCCAACCUCGAGUCCACUCAUUGGCUGGAGCACAUCAAGCUGAUCCUAGCUGGGGCGCUGCGUAUUGCAGACAAGGUGGAGUCUGGGAAGACUUCAGUGGUAGUUCACUGCAGUGAUGGAUGGGACCGUACUGCCCAGCUCACCUCCCUGGCCAUGCUGAUGCUGGACGGACACUACCGCACCAUCCGUGGCUUCCAGGUGCUGCUGGAGAAAGAGUGGCUGAGCUUUGGCCACCGCUUCCAGCUAAGGAUCGGUCAUGGGGAUAAGAAUCACACAGACGCAGACCGCUCGCCUGUCUUCCUGCAGUUUAUUGACUGUGUGUGGCAGAUUGCCCGACAGUUUCCUGCAGCCUUUGAGUUCAACGAGUACUUCCUGGUCACCAUCCUGGACCACAUGUACAGCUGCCUGUUUGGGACAUUCAUGUGUAACAGUGAACAGCAAAGGGUGAAGGAGGAGCUGCCUAAGAAGACAGUUUCUUUGUGGGCCUACAUCAACAGCCAGCUAGAGGAGUUCACCAACCCUCUUUAUGUCAACUAUUCCAACCAUGUGCUGUUCCCAGUAGUCAGCAUGCGCCACCUGGAGCUCUGGGUGGGAUACUACAUCCGCUGGAACCCUCGCAUGAGGCCACAGGAGCCUGUUCACCAGCGCUACAAGGAGCUUCUGGCCAAGCGGGCGGAGCUUCAGAAGAGGGUGGAGGAGCUACAGCGAGACGUGACCAAUCGCUCUGCCUCCUCCACUGAGAGGGCUGGCUCGCCCACCCGCUCCAUCACUCCCGUUCAGACCUUUGUUUGACAGGGGGCUUUUAGAGUAAGGCUAAGGACUGAGGCCUCACAACGAUAAGGUGCCAUGCCCAUAACUAAUAGACUGCACUGCAGGGGACUUGCUGUGUCACACAUUCCUGCUUAACAUGACACACUCCUGUAGAAAGCAACGCAACCACCAAGUGUCUGUAGAAACCAUGUAUUGGCCUUUGGAUGUUCCAUCUCACUGCUGCUCCAACAGCUGAGGUCGUACAGGGUCAGACCCAUAGAAAUAGAAUAAGAAUAUGAAUGUAUAUGUCUAUGGUCAGAACCCUAUGUUGUCUAUGCACCAAAAAGACGUGCUGCCUCUGUUUAAGACCACCCAUAGACAAUAACAGAGGCCUCUAGUGGCCAAAAGGCUGUUUAGCAUGGGCGGCAUCAUUAAGGGCUUCCACCAUGCUUCUGCCAUUUUAAAGUAAUCAACGUUUUCAAAAGGGUGGGGCUUCCUAUGGGUUGUAGCCUCAAUGGCACUGCCCAUGCUGUGACACAUGCUAUAAUGGCACAUAUAUAAAUGAGUCCUCUAUUUAUCUCUGAGACCACCUCACUAUAGCCAUACUUUACUUCACUGACCUCUGCUACCAGGGUCAAGAGUACUGUAACAUAUAAUGAUCAUCAAAUAAUCCCUCACAAGUAUGCUAUUGCAUAUCGGCUUAACUAUAUCCAGUAUUAAUGCAUUAGUUUAUUCUAAAGUAAUAAGUACACUAAAUUAUUAAUAGGAUAAAACAAGUAGCUAAUACGCUCAAUGAAUUUCUUCGUUGUGAAAGCGAGGUGGAGAAUUGAAAAAGAAAAAAGACAUGCUAUUUAAGCAAUUUUCUGUUUAUUUCUACUUGACCUAUUCCAAAUAGGUUUUGAGGUCAGAAAUGUCUGCAAAUGGUUUUGAAGCUGAGAAAAUAGUUACUGGAUGGACACAUAUUUUGACCAAAUAGGUAUGAAUGAAUGUGGGUGUAUAGUUAUGUAUGACAUUCCAUCUGAUCAGUAUGUUGAUGUUUUUUUCUAAGCUGUUGAGUUCUUUUUACUAGCAAGUUAACUACAUAUUAUUUCCAUUCUCUUAGCCUAGGUUGUGUGUACAGUUUAUACCAUAGACUUUUAGGUUAAUACUGAGCUCUGAGUCUCAGUUAUAAUUAGGUGAUAACUUGAGGGCCUUGGUGAUGAUGUGUACGUCACGUUGCAGACUGUUUACCCAAAACAGAUCAGUAAAAUUGACAAUGUGCAUGACAUGGUUUAGUUGAAAGGUCAUACCCACAGGUUGUUAAUAAAUGCUGCAUAUGUAUCAAAUAACAAAUUCUACAGAAACUAGAAACUGAAUGCCACAGAUGGCACUAACCAUUCCUCCAUGGAAAAUGUUAAGACUCCAACAACAUGCAUCUCACAGGCACAGUGAUGUAGAGCUUUGCACUGUUGUUUAAAAUAAAUAGUCACAACAGGGUUUUCUCUUUGAACAGUGAUCUGAUUACUAACCAGAGGAAAAGUAGUGAGGCUCAUUCCCCACUAGUGCAAUGAUGAAGUGGCUUUUUUCAUGGCCUCGCAAGGGCACAUCCUUAAUCAAUAUAAAUCAUUAACUGUUUAACUAAUAUUUACGUGUUAGUAGAAUAAUUAAUUUGGUAAGAAUGUUAUGGUCAAUGUAAUUGCAGGCCAUUAACUUAGUAGAACAAGCUGACUACCAUGGACUGUAACCCAUGCCUGUCAACAAUACACGUUUGCCACAAUAUUUUGAUAAUUUAUUUGUUUUUGUUUAAAUGUUAAUUUGCAAAAUUGGAAAUAAAACUAUUUCUUGUCCUUAUAUAUUAUGAUCACCAAUAUAUUGUUAGUAGGUAGGUAGAUACAACAUGACAAAGUACUUUAUAUUGCCUGUUAGCAUAUGGCCCAGCACAUCAGCAGUUUAUCCAGCCUGGAUUUACUUUGCUCUUUGAUCCGGGAUUGACCCUGGUUGCUGUUGACUUAAUUUAAUGAUAAAUAAAAGACCACCACAAAUUAAAUGUGUGUUGUGAACACAAUCUCUAAACAGAAUUCAUAGUACCAUUGCAUUGCCUAAUAUUUUCAGAAUGACUCUGACAAUGUACACAACGGUAUGAAUAUAUUGUUCUCUUUUAUCCCCAGCCACCUGACAGUGACAUUUAAUUACAUGUAGCAGCUAGCUUUUAGAAUUAAAAGAUCUAACAGUAAUACAGCAUAUGUACAUUCUAGUUACUUUGCUUCCAUAUUCCUCUUAUCACAGUGAUACAAAUUGAGGCAGCUUAAUGGAACUUAAUCGCUGUGUUGUUUUGCACUGUGAUUGGCUUCUGUGUUUCAAAAUACAAAGUCCCGCGCACUAAUGAUGUGUCAUGAUUGGCUUCUCUUUCUUUCUUCUGUCGUUGGCCGCAUCCGGUUUGAAUGACGACGCUGCGGAUACAAAAAAAGAGAAAGGGAAAAUACGAAUAGCUAGCUAAGAACAGCGAAAAAACUAUUUACAUUUUACUCUUGUUUAUACAUUUUGCGGAUGCUAGAUAAGUAUUUUUGACUAACUAUGUCAAGUAACUUAUGUUACGGAGAGAGAUGAUAGAUAUUUAAGAAUAUUUAGCUGUUUAUUUAGCAUUAGCUUAGCUAUUAUUGGCUAGCUACAGGCUUAGUUAGCUAACGUUAGCUACCAAGGAAAUUGUUUGACAACACAUUGUCUGGGUGACUAGCUAUUUCACUCUCUUUGUUUUUAUCUUUGACUUGAUCUUGGUGAUAAUGGCAACAUCGGCCCUGUACGCGUGUACGAAGUGUAACCAGCGGUAUCCUUUCGAAGAACUGUCGCAGGGACAGCAACUGUGCAAGGAGUGUCGCAUCGCUCAUCCCAUCGUCAAGUGUACAUACUGCAGAUCAGAGUUUCAGCAGGAGAGGCGAGUUUUGCGCCAUCACCUUUACUGUCAAAACAAACACAAUUUGCAAGAAAUGUGCCCAGAAUGUAAAGCAGUUUGGGACGCCUAAACCCUGCCAGUAUUGUAACAUCAUUGCUGCUUUCAUUGGAACAAAGUGUCAGCGUUGCACUAACUCAGAGAAGAAGUAUGGCCCUCCACAGACCUGUGAGCAGUGCAAACAACAGUGUGCAUUUGACCGCAAGGAAGAGGGUAGGAGGAAGGUGGAUGGGAAGCUGCUGUGCUGGCUAUGCACUCUGUCCUACCGCCGUGUGCUGCAGAAGACCAAGGAGCAAAGGAAAGGCUUCAGCUCCUCCCACUCCAACUCCUCGCUCAAUGAGAAGGACCACCACUCCAGGCAGCAGCAGCAUCAUCAACACCACCAGCAGCACAGACACAGCAGCUCACAUAAACUCAGUGGGAGCCUAAGUCCAGAGCAGGAGCAGGGACUGUGGAAGCAGAGGUCUGAUGGAGAGCCUCAGUGGCUAAGGUUGUGUGUUGGUUCUCCCCUCAGCCAUAAAUCGUCUUCGAUCCAGAAGGAGACCCCAAAGAAGAAGCCAAAACUGGAUGUGAAGCCAUCCAACGGGGACAGUAGUUCCAUUACCCAAUCUAUGGAUUCUGGAGGAACGGACAACUUUAUUCUGAUCAGCCAGCUGAAAGAGGAAGUGAUGUCAUUAAAGAGAAUGCUUCAACAGAGGGAUCAGACAAUACUGGAGAAGGACCGAAAGCUCACAGAACUCAAGGCAGACUUCCAGUACCAGGAAUCCAACAUGAGGGUUAAGAUGAACAACAUGGAGAAGGUGCACAAAGAGGCCAUGGAACAGCAACAGGCCAAAAACCGGGAGCUGCUGAAACAAGUGGCCGCCCUCUCAAAGGGCAAGAAGUUUGACAGGACGGGGAGUUCACUGCUGUUACCGUAACGACAAGCCCACCCAACCACGGCUCAGUGGCUUCAUUGUUUUAACACUGUGAAAGCCUGAUGCCAUUCUACCUUUCCCUCCCUCCUUCCUGUGUUUUCUCAAUCAUUUUGAUCUUUUCAGUUAUGUUAUUCGUUGGAAAACAGGUGACCAUGCUAUACAUGGAAAUCCUCUUUCAUGUUGGCAUGACAAUAAGGACACAUCCUCAAUUUCAACAUGUUUUAAAUGUUCUAACCCUGAGUUUUACUCUGCCACUGGAUGUGAUGUGACUGUGGAUGAGGAGAGAGCCUCGUUAACACUGCCCGGGUCCAGCAGCAUGUUUUGUGCAAGGUGGAUACGAUUCUGUCAACAUCACAGAUCCCACUUGAUUUUUUACGGAUGUCAUGCAAUCUUAUUUAUUCAAUUACAUUUUGUAGCUUUUGGUCUUUUUCUCACCACAUACUCAGAGCAUUGCCCAGGUUUGGGAAAUGUUUUUUCUUCAACAGCAACUUUCUCGUAACAUAUUAAUUAUAUUUUUCUAAAUGGACGUAAUUAUGGAAGAGAAACUCCUCCUUAUUGGAGACCCUUCUCAACUUACUAUGUAUGCAAAUGUCAAAAGGAUCACUGACAACAGCAUUGCUGGCCAGUAGCAGAGACCUUUAGACGUUAAAGUCCAAAAACCAUCAACUCUAUGAGAGAUUUUUAAACUUUGUUUUGUAGAGACACUUCCCGGCUGCCCUCUUUCUCACUGUGACAGCUGUAGUGCUUUGCUGUUUUUCUGUAGUGGAAAGAUUUGUAAUACUGCAUGACUUACUGACAUACAAGUUAGCAUUGUGGUCUCCUGUACUAUAAUGUAGGGUUUCUCAAAUUGGGUUUCACGGGCCCCUGGGGAGGUAAUGCAGGAGGUCUGCAGCCAGAUCUCAAAAUAACAGUUUUUGUUUUAAAUUUGAAAAGAAAAUCAUGAAUAUUACUAACAGAUGAAUUAUUAAAUUAGGUGUGUUGAAGGGAUCUGUGGAUUAAGUUUAGAGGGUAUAAUUCAAUGUAAUAUUAUUCAUCUACGGUUUGUUCUUAACUUUGGGCAGAAUGGCCCUGGGAGGCUCACAGGGAUAUUGGUAUCCACAGUACUCCACCAGUUAUCUAUUUUUCAACUCAUUACUUGUCCCCCUCUCACCCAAGAAAAUGCAGAACAUGAAUGCACUGUAAUUAAAGUUCUCUCUGCCUCGUAGAAAAAUGUGUAGAAUUGCAGGACAUUAGCUUGUAGGGUAUUAGCUUGUAUGCUACUUCUUCUCACUCGAGUUGUGUUCUGGUUAAGAGGGGGUCCCUGAUGAAUUUGGUAUGACAAGAGUCCCCGGCCCCAAAAAGUUGAGAACCCCUGCUGUAAUGUACUUUUUCAGCCUUUAAAAAACUGUUUUUUUAUACGUGUAAAGGUAUUACAGGGAUCAGCCUAUGUAUUUAAAAUGUGUAACUUGUAUCGGUUUUAGUGAGUGUGUGUGUGUCAGGUAAGGCUGGUUAAUUAUAUAAAUACAUCUGUAGAAUACGCUUUUUAAAGGAACGUACCAUUUCAGCUCUGCACCAAACUGAGCUGGUUUCAUACUGUGGCGUUCUGAUCACUUUUGUACUUUUUCCAAACCCAAUGUUUCAAAAAUAUUAAAUCUGGUUAAACAUA